AUGAAGGGAAUUAUGCAGUACGCGCCGUGUUGCGAUGCAGUGAGUGCACUGUCCGAUAGUGAAGUUCGGUCCAGCAAGCCGCGGCUGUUCAGCGCCGCCUUCUCGCACCUCGACACAGCGCAACUGCCAAAGGUGCUGCAACUGCGCCCAUCUUCUUCCCUUACUGGAAACGCGCCGUUGUGUUGCGGAAGCGAGUCGGGGCCGACCUUGCCGACGCUGCUUCCACAUCGUGAGAGCCGGCGCUUUCUCGCGCUUAUCGACCUCUUCGUGAACAACGAGAAAAUUCAGCUGAACCUGGAGUCGUGCCGCCUGCCCUGCGCCUACGAAGUUCAAAUCCUGCCUGACCUGAUCGACCGGCAGGCCCGCCGCUACAACGACCAAACGGAACUGCGUUUUUCGCUGCACGUGCGGCACUGCAGCAUCAAGGCACGCAACCUGUACCUCUCGCUGCGCUUUCCGUGGGGGACGACACACUACCUGGGACCCCUUGCGCAGCAAACGGUUGUCUCCUCGGCCCGCUUUGUCAGCGACCUGCCGACGUCCGUCACGUUGGUGCUGGACGUGGAUCACUGCAUCCCGGAGGAGCUGGACGCCCCGCUGCCGUGCGAGAUGUUGCUGAAGGAGCACGUGAAGACGAUCCUCGAAAACGACGACUUCUGCGGCUCCAUCGCCGCCGCCCACGUGCAAAACCUCGUCCGUGAUUUCCCCUUCUACGCGGCGGCCAUGCGGCGCUUCCGCAAUUGGUCCGAGUACGUCAUCCUCUUCGCCGAUUUCUACGGAUGCUGGGGGACGGUUCAGUACGAGGAAGAAGAGCACGCCACGCUGGGGCUGAGCAGCCUGACGCCGCCCGGCGAGCUGCGGCUCGUGGCGAACAGCUUUGCCUCCCGCUACGCCCGCUCCGACGUACACCGCGACAAGAUUAAAUGGCGCGCCUUGUGCGACUUCCGCGAUCAGGUGUUGGAGGGGAGCGCGGAUGUUUGCAAAGCUGUCUGUACAAGUCGCAAAGGUGAAACGACGCUCCGCCUUUCUCGCAAUUUUAUGCGUGCGCUGAGUAAUGAAGGGAGCUUUCGCACGCUGAACAGCGUGAAUUACCUGCACGUGUUGGAAAGUCUGAUGGAGUCGCGUUUUGUCUUAUUCAAUGAGCUGCAUCCUAUUCAGGUGGACUCGUGUAUGCUGCCAAACACGUCCGAAGAGUUGCUGCUGACGGUAGGGUCGAGAUAA
Messenger RNA from Leptomonas pyrrhocoris, 1221 nucleotides. RefSeq lists its product as hypothetical. Lineage: Eukaryota; Euglenozoa; Kinetoplastea; Trypanosomatida; Trypanosomatidae. The record is from RefSeq and is a predicted model, not a curated record. The transcript has a single exon. The coding region runs from base 1 to 1221 and encodes 406 amino acids.